Molecule: messenger RNA, 2095 nt
Organism: Portunus trituberculatus (swimming crab)
Lineage: Eukaryota; Metazoa; Arthropoda; Malacostraca; Decapoda; Portunidae
Exons: 5
Coding region: 368-1531 (387 amino acids)
Source: RefSeq, a predicted model, not a curated record
UUUUUGGAGGCAGUGCGGCAGUAAGACGGUGCCCUUAGUGAAAGAGACACGUAAAAGGCUGGUGUCCGCUGCCUUGUGAAUAAUAGCUUGUGAACUUGCUUGUGACGUGCUUGUGACUCCCUCGAUCGUGCAACGGAUGUUUCCUCGGGGAGCUGAUAAGCAGUUCAUCAUCCAUCACCCCGCAGCGGUAAAAGUGAAGGCAAAAAGUGGAGUGUGACUGAUGAACACCUCGAGUCACCAGUGCCAUUAAUCAGCGACAAAGAUCAUUCCACUAGCCACCAUCAAGAACAAAGUAGUCAGUCCGUCACUCCUGCACCAGCUCACCAUCACAACUGCCACAAGGAGAACCAAAAGCAUCACCGUCAACAUGAUCAUACAAACCUUACUGGCUGUGCUGGCAACGGUGGCGUGUGCAGAUGCCAACCUACUGCAGCGAUGGCCAGCAGCUCCUACUAAAAACUUCGGCGACAAAGUACACACCGGCCCUCACACCACCACCACCACCACUCCCACCCUAGAUGACAACCUGUUUCGACAAACGCCUUCAUACAACCCAAACAUCAGAUACCACAUCCGGCUUCCCACCACACAAACAACACCAUCCACAAACAAAAAGAAACCAAAAUCUGUUCAAACAUCGCUUCCUUCCACAUACAACACCAUUACCACCACACAGAGCACCUACCCAUCUACGGGAACACCGCUUACAACUACAGCCACUACGAGUACAGAAGAGCCGCAUGUCCCAGUACACAGCAGCUACUUCACUACAGACGCCCUCUCCACUUCAAGCAUUAUGAAGUUGCCAGAGAAUGAGACGGAUUCCAGGAUCCUCUAUUGGCCCUCGUCCCCCAAUGUGACUGUCACGCUCAACUUCAGUGUGGCAGGCAGGAUCUACACCUUCAACUCCAGCACGGCUCUCCCCCAGCACUGGCACAGCAUUGACAUAUAUCAGAUAAUCUCGCGACGUAACGAAACCACGGUCCACCUCAACACGGACAGACGCUACAUAAACCUGGGAACCUCAAGGGUGCUCUUCGUGCAGGUUAGCAGCGACCACACGACCCACUGGUGCUUCUGUCCCCAGGCCCAUCUUUGCACUCUUCUUUCGCCGCUGAAGCACGGGGACAGUGACUCAUCAGGGGAACGAACAGACCUCCUGGUGGCCCUGCUCGUGGUGGUGUUCCUGCUGAUAGUGACCCUUUUGGCUCUCGUCGGCGUCACCUUCUACAGGAAAAACGAACUCUUUCAUAUCUACGCUAAGCCGAUUGACUGUCUGCCGUACACACCACAACCACCUCCACUACCAAGACCGAACAAGGAACUAGCGCGUCAUGGUCACAGCGGAGAGGGAAAGCAAGCUGAGGAUGAGAAGACUAAGUUGGCUGACUGCUCCGGCUACAGCAAAGUCAGUGACACUACCACCACGGCCGCACCACCUACUCCGCUACCGGCCAACCCCACUGGUGACAGGCAGCACGAGCAGCUUAAAGAACAUGAGAGUAUUAAUUGUCUCUAUGGUUUAGUUUAACUCGCCUGGGUUAAAAUCUUCACUACUGGGACGCAUUAUUUGCCUAAAGAUUUGUGUACGAUUAGACCGUUAUAUUGACAUUAGGAAGGGUGUAUAGAGGUCAUAGGGUUAGUGUCCACAUUCUUCACUAUUUUAAUCCCCACAUGAGUUUCUGAUGCUGUAUAAAAUCACCAGAUAGUAACCAGAAUGAAUAUGGAAACUCGUCAUGGCACUGAAGGGGUUAAGUUCUUCAGUACCAAGACGAGUUUCCAUAUUCAUUCUGGUUGCUAUUUGGCGAUUUAAUACAGCUUCAGAAAUAAAUGUUGGUAUUACAAAAGUGAAGACUGUAGCCAUUAAUCGUCUGACCUCCAUAGAGCUUUCCUAAUGCAAAUAAAAUCUUAUACUUGUACCCAGAAAUCAAGGUAAAAAUGCCUUCCAGUACUGAAGGGGUUAAUCAUUCCACGCAAAUCACCAUCUGUACAUAUAACAAAGACCAUCUACUCCUUGAUAUACACACAUUUACGACCUUCAUGGCUCAUAAUCACAUACUGUAUUAUCGAUGUAAAUAAAUUAUAUGUGUAAUAA